Homarus americanus (American lobster) is the source of this 1389-nucleotide messenger RNA. RefSeq names its product esterase FE4-like. Lineage: Eukaryota; Metazoa; Arthropoda; Malacostraca; Decapoda; Nephropidae. The transcript has 9 exons. The record is from RefSeq and is a predicted model, not a curated record. Bases 92 to 1309 code for a protein of 405 amino acids.
UCACGUGAUAACCAGCUGAUACCCGACGCUUGUGCUCCGGCAUCUCAAACGGAGUCCAGCAGUGACCGAGUUGACAGUACAGUACUUCACCAUGGUGCGGCCCCAGCGACAUCUGCUGAGGCUGGUCCUCUUCCUCGUCCUCACCCGGUAUCAAUGUAGCGCUGACCCUCAGAGAUCACCUAAUGAAUUAAGUCUGUUUGUCACUCAACCCUUUGUGCCAGAGGAGGGGGAGUUAGUGCAGCACCAGACGACCCUUGGCAGCGUCACAGGACGCAAGGAACCCACCAUGGGGCUACAUCGCUCCAACACUCAUUACUACGCCUUCAGGGGAAUUCCCUACGCUAAGCCACCGGUGGGGAACCUGAGGCUGGAGGACCCCGUGGAGGUCAAAGGUGGUUGGCCUGGCGGUCACCUUAAUGCUUCUCAAUACCAGCCCGCCUGCCCUCAAUACAGCGUGAAGUUUAACCUUGUACUAGGCGAUGAAGACUGUCUGUACCUCAAUGUUUUCACUCCUAAACUGCCGGAAGCAGCAUCAGGAGGUGAAGGGCUGCCAGUGUUUGUUUACAUCCAUGGAGGAGGUUUUCUCAGAGGAUCUUCGUUGUGGCUCAGCGCCGCUCGUUUCACAGCUCACCAAGUUGUUUUCGUCACUAUCAACUAUCGGCUGGGUGCUUUAGGCUUCCUGAGUACUGGUGACAGGACGAUACCCGGCAACUACGGCUCACUGGACCAGAUCGCCGCACUACGCUGGGUCAACUCCCACAUCGCACAGUUCGGCGGUGACCCCAGCAAGGUGACUUUGGGCGGCUUCUCGGCUGGCUCAGCCAGUGCCCACCUCUUUAUGAUCUCUCCCAGAGCCAAAGGGUUGUUCCAGAAGGCAAUCCUGAUGAGCGGCACCGUCCACGGCUGUUGGUCCGUCAAGGACCAACCUCACAGGUACGCUACUCAACUGGCCAACAAGCUGGGCUGUCCUCUUACCUCCUCAACUCGUGUCAGGUCCUGCAUCUCUGCCAAACCUUACCAGGAGGUCAUCAGAGCCCAAGCGUCCAUGCUGAGGUACACGUUUUGGCCUCUGCCUUACACCAUCGUGAUUGACGCUGGUCUGAGGGAUGACCCAGUUCUACCAGCCCCCGUCAGGAGUCUCACACCCACUAUGCCCAUGCCCGUCCUUAUAAGCACAAUGCCACAUGAUGGACUCAAAUUCGCGCUCGAAAUCUUGACAUCAACAACGGAGCCGAGGAAUCCCGCAGUGUCGUAUGAGGAGGCGACACUACACCAUCAGCUCCUUAUGGUUCAACGUCCAACAUGCUGAACAUGUCGCUCACAUGGCAGAGACCUUAUAUUACUCUUCUCGAGCCCGAUACUCUCUUGACACAUUACUAGAAGAGAUGU